Molecule: messenger RNA, 650 nt
Organism: Capsella rubella
Lineage: Eukaryota; Viridiplantae; Streptophyta; Magnoliopsida; Brassicales; Brassicaceae
Product: protein CHLORORESPIRATORY REDUCTION 7, chloroplastic
Exons: 3
Coding region: 62-523 (153 amino acids)
Cellular component (GO): chloroplast stroma
Source: RefSeq, a predicted model, not a curated record
UAUUGUUUGUUCCUACUAAAUUACAAAAGAAGAUUGAAGUAGUUUUUUCAAGAUAUCAAAAAUGGAGUGUUCGCUGCAGAAGCAGCUUCUCAACAACGGAGAUAUGCUCUUUACAUCUCGAAAAAACAGACGAGUUUGGAUUGAACAGUAUCAAGUAAUAGAUUCUCUUCUCGCAAACUCAAUAAACAUGUUUCAUAAUCCUAUAAGUUGUCCAAUAUUGUCUACAAGAAAGAGCAAAAACCAUUCGAGGGUUUUUGCAACAAGGAGAAGAAGGGUGCAUUCGAACUCGGACACGUACGUACUAUUAGAGGCAGGACAAGAUGAGCAGUUUGUGUCGGAAGACGAACUCAAGGCUAAGCUCAGAGGGUGGCUAGAGAACUGGCCGGUGGAGCAUUUGCCACCUGACCUGGCUAGGUUCGAUGACCUUGAUGAAGCCGUCGAUUUCUUGGUUAAAGCUGUAUGUGAACUUGAAAUUCAUGGAGAAGUAGGUUCUGUUCAAUGGUACCAAGUUCGUCUUGAGUAAAUACAUAAACGUAUAAUGUCUUUUAAUUUUUAUUUUAAUGUAAUAAGAACAUUUUUCUUGAACUAGUAGAUUGUUUUGAUCUUUAAUACAUUUCCUUGAACAUGCUAAAUAAUACUAAAGUUGUCUU